UGACUGCGUGACUGAGUAGCCCCAGGAGGCCGGAAGUAGUAGCUGGCGCUCCUGCUGAGCCGUUAAACGGCCGAGUGUGUCUCCAGCGCGCUCUGCUUCUCGUGCCUCGCGGCCGUUGUUUCUCUUGGCUCCUUCCCCCCCCUUCGUGUCCAUGGCCGAGUUCGAUCUCUUCGGCGCCCCUCAGCCGGCGGCGGGAAACGGGGCGCUGGGCGGCGGCGAGGAGGAUCCGGCCGCCGCCUUCCUGGCCCAGCAGGAGAACGAGAUCGCGGGCAUCGAGAACGACGUGGGCUACAGCAUCCUCGAGAACGGCGAGGUGCCGACGGGGAUGCAAGGCCAGGAGGGACUGCUCGCUGAUUCGAUUGAAGGAGUGACGAAUGGUGAUCUCUACCAGGAGAGCAAUGGCCCCACAGACUGCUAUGCUGCUAUUUCACAAGCUGAUCGUCUGCAGACAGAGCCAGAGAGCAUCCGCAAAUGGAGAGAAGAGCAACGGGAGCGCCUAGAAGUACUUGAUGCGAACUCUCGAAAGCAAGAAGCAGAAUGGAAAGAAAAGGCAAUAAAAGAGUUGGAAGAAUGGUAUGCAAGGCAAGAUGAACAGCUACAGAAAACAAAAGCUAACAAUAGGGCAGCUGAAGAAGCCUUUGUGAAUGAUGUUGAUGAAUCAUCCCCAGGCACAGAGUGGGAACGUGUGGCUCGGCUUUGUGACUUUAAUCCCAAGUCGAGUAAGCAGGCAAAGGACGUGUCCCGCAUGCGCUCCGUGCUGAUUUCCCUCAAGCAGUCUCCGCUGGUUCGCUGAAGAGAGAACACACCCAACACUACAAAUGCAAUAUCUUUAACUUUACUCAGAGAAACUGUGUUUGCAGUAAUUGAAUUAAUUAUGUUUAAAUGUUUUUGUUUUUGGACCAAACCUCAUGGUGUAUUUAGUUUGAUCAUUGUUUUGUGAUUGCAUGUUUUUCCCUCAUCUGUGUCCUUCCGGUGUCCGAACUGGGAGGAAUCUUCCAUCGUCUCCGUGCUCUCGUGCAUUGAGAUUUCACUUUCAAUUGUACUGAUAUUAAAGGUCUGUUUAAACAGCA
Molecule: messenger RNA, 1070 nt
Organism: Varanus komodoensis (Komodo dragon)
Lineage: Eukaryota; Metazoa; Chordata; Lepidosauria; Squamata; Varanidae
Gene: CLTA
Product: clathrin light chain A
Exons: 5
Coding region: 152-793 (213 amino acids)
Biological process (GO): intracellular protein transport; clathrin-dependent endocytosis; clathrin coat assembly
Cellular component (GO): synaptic vesicle membrane; postsynaptic endocytic zone cytoplasmic component; plasma membrane
Molecular function (GO): structural molecule activity; clathrin heavy chain binding
Source: RefSeq, a predicted model, not a curated record